This is a messenger RNA of Sinocyclocheilus rhinocerous, 3144 nucleotides long. Its product is annotated as protocadherin beta-15-like. The transcript is spliced from 8 exons. The coding region runs from base 1 to 3144 and encodes 1047 amino acids. Gene Ontology annotation, molecular function: calcium ion binding. Gene Ontology annotation, cellular component: plasma membrane. Gene Ontology annotation, biological process: homophilic cell-cell adhesion. The record is from RefSeq and is a predicted model, not a curated record. NCBI's taxonomy places the organism in Eukaryota, Metazoa, Chordata, Actinopteri, Cypriniformes, Cyprinidae.
AUGACCGUUGCGCGCGGGCAGGUCCGUUAUUCUAUUCCAGAGGAGAUGACAAAGGGCUCGCUGGUGGGAAAUAUCGUUCAGGAUCUCGGUUUGGAUGUAAAGAGGCUGAAAUCUGGUCGAGCGCGAAUCUUUACGGAGGACAGUCGUGAUUACAUCGGUCUGAAUGUGGAUAAAGGGACUCUGCUAGUGAAAGAGAGGAUAGAUAGAGAGGAGCUAAAAGAGAUCAACUUUCAAAUUAGCGAGUUUGCCGUUCCCGGUGCUCGCUUUUCAUUAGACAGUGCGCAUGAUCCUGAUGUUGGAUUAAAUACGCUUCAAAGUCCCAUCCCAGAGGACUCCACUCCAGGCACAGUGAUAGCGAUGCUGAACAUUAAAGAUAUAGACUCCGUUACUGAUCAGAUUUUAGACCGUGAAAAAAUGUCGGAAUAUAAUAUCACAAUAACAGCUAUUGAUGAGGGCUCACCCUCUUUCUCUAUUAAUAAAACACUGACUCUGAAAAUCUCUGAUGUCAAUGACAACGCCCCUGUGUUUCAGCCGCAUGACAUGUGCGGGACUACUGACUCAAGAAAGAGUGAUCUGAAAUUUGUCCGACCUUGUAGUCAGAGCAUCAUUAGUUUGGACGCCGGUGGAACGCAGACACUCACUAACAUUCAGGAGCGUAAACAGAUAUCCAGAGAUACAGAAAAUCAGGUCCGUUACUCCGUACCAGAGGAGAUGACACCUGGUUCUUUCGUCGGAGACAUAGUUAAAGACUUGGGUCUUGAGCUUAAAAGGCUGACAACGGGGAAAGCGCGGAUCUUUACAGCAGGUGGCCGUGAAUAUGUUGCGCUGGACCGGGAGAAAGGGCACAUCAUUAUUAAGGAGAGAAUCGACAGGGAGCUUUUGUGCGCUGGUGCUGUAUCCACGUGCAGUCUGAGCUUUGAAGUCAUCUUAGAAAAUCCCAUCGAGCUCUAUCGCAUCACCAUAGAAAUACUGGAUGUUAAUGACAACAGUCCUGCGUUUCCAAGAGGUAAUGUUACAUUGGAAAUAAGCGAGUCUGCUUCCACCGGAGCACGUUUUACUGUGGAUAGCGCAGUUGAUCCAGAUGUCGGCAUUAACAGUAUUCAGAGUUAUUCAGUUCAUCCUACUGAUCAUUUUACAUUAAAGACACAAAGUCGAUCUGGCAGCAGUAAAAACGUAGAGCUUGUUUUGCAAACACAUUUAGACAGAGAGAAACAAGAUCAUUUAUAUUUGACUGUAACUGCUACAGAUGGAGGCAACCCCAAACGCUCUGGCACGGUAAAAAUCAAUAUUAUUAUUUUAGAUAACAAUGACAAUGCUCCGAUUUUCCAAAAGGACACAUACAGAAUAUAUAUCCCUGAAAACAUUGCAAAGGGGUCGUUGUUGGUUACUGUUAAUGCAACCGAUGCUGAUAUCGCCGCAAAUGCACAAAUUGGAUAUUAUUUCGAGCACACCACACCCAAAAUCCGAGACCUGUUUUCUGUCGAUCCAUCCAGCGGUGAAAUAAGAUUGAUUGGUGAGCUUGAUUUUGAGGAGUCUGCUAUUCAUGAGUUUAAAAUCCAAGCUAAAGAUCAAGGGGGUUUAUCAGAUUCCUCUGAGGUAAUUGUGGAAGUUACAGACGUAAAUGAUAACGCACCAAAAAUGACGCUUAUGUCUUUUUCUAACAAUAUACCUGAAAAUGCACCUCUUGGAACCGUUGUGGCCAUGAUAAAUAUACAAGACAGCGAUUCUGAAGAAAAUGGAAAGAUUACCUGUUUUAUUGAUAGGGACCUUCCAUUUAAAAUCGAAUCAUCUUUGACUAAUUAUUACAGUAUCUUCACGGACUCCGAGCUAGACAGAGAAGACAUACCUGAGUAUAAUAUUACCAUCACAGCCAAAGAUAGCGGCAGUCCUUCAUUGUUUAGCAAAAAGAUUUUGAACGUAAAGAUCACUGAUGUAAAUGAUCACGCUCCGCAGUUUGAGCAGGAUUCAUAUAAUGCGUAUGUGAUGGAGAAUAAUUCGCCAUCUCUGUCUUUGUUCAGUGUUAAAGCGCACGACGCAGAUUUGGGGGCGAACGCACGCGUGUCGUACUUCAUUUCAGAUAAUGAUUUGAACGGCACACCAAUUUCGUCAUUAGUUUCUAUCAAUUCUGAAAGUGGGACUGUUUAUGCAACAAAAUCGUUUGAUUAUGAACAAUUAAAAUCUUUUACAAUCACAGUGAAAGCGCAGGACGCAGGCUCUCCUCCUCUCAGCAGCAACGUGAGCGUGAAAAUAACGAUUCAGGACCAGAAUGACAACGCGCCUCAGGUUCUGUAUCCGGUCCAGUCAGGCGCUUCUGUGGUGGCUGAAAUAGUGCCUCGUUCUGCAGAUGUGGGUUAUCUGGUGACUAAAGUGGUGGCUGUUGAUGUGGACUCUGGACAGAAUGCCUGGCUCUCAUAUAAACUGCAGAAAGCCACAGACAGGGCGCUGUUUGAAGUGGGCUUACAGAAUGGAGAAAUAAGAACUGUGCGCCAAGUGACAGAUAAAGAUGCUGUGAAACAAAGACUCACUGUUGUAGUGGAGGACAACGGGCAGCCCUCUCGAUCAGCUACAGUCAAUGUUAACGUGGCGGUGGCGGACAGCUUCCCUGAAGUGCUCUCGGAGUUCACUGACUUUACGCACGACAAGGACUACAACGACAACCUGACUUUCUAUCUGGUCUUGGCCUUGGCUGUAGUUUCGUUUCUCUUUAUCGUGUCUAUCAUCGCCAUACUGUCAGUCAAAUGCUACAGAUGGAGACGCGAGCGGAUGUUUUACAAAUCUGGAGCGAAUCUUCCAGUUAUUCCGUAUUAUCCGCCUCUUUACGCAGACGUAGGGGGCACAGGAACUUUACAGCACGUGUACAAUUAUGAGGUUUGCAGAACCACUGACUCCAGAAAGAGUGAUCUGAAGUUUUUGCAGCCCUCUAGUCAAAGUGUUUUAAACUUUGACUUGAGUGGCACAAGAACUGUGCCAAAGCAAAACAGGAAUACAGAAGAUGUUAGUGCAGAGUGGAUGUAUGAAGUUGGUUUUCCUCAAGUUCACACAGGUGUGCUAGCAGAGGAACCACAGCGUGUGCAUGUGUGUGUCCUCAUCCUGCAGCACACUGAUCCUCUGAAGGGAUUAAACAGGGUUUAUCAAGGCAAGUGA